AUGGAGUCGGCGGGAGGGGAAGGGGCGGUGGGGGCAGAGGACCCGACGGCGCGGGCGGCGAGGAAGCGGUACGAGCGGCUGCUGGCGGUGCGGAGCAAAGCGACAAAAGGGAAAGGGGCGUGGUAUUGGGUCCACCUGGAGCCCAUCCUGGUCACGGCCGCCGGGGCGGCGUACCCCUCGGCCGCGAAGCUCCGGUGCACGCUCUGCGCGUCCUUGUUCUCCGCCUCGAACCCUUCGCGCACUGCCUCCGAGCACCUUAAGCGCCGCGCGUGUCCCCACUUCUCCUCCCCCUCUUCCGCGUCCGCCGCCCCUGACCGCGCUGCUUCCCUUGCGGCCCCUGUCGAUCCCGUCCCUAUUUCAUCCCUCCCCCCCGCCUCCCCCCGUCUUCGUCGCCACCGCCCCCUCACCCGGCGGUGCGACGCAACCCGACCGCUACACCAGCCCAGGCCGAGGCUGUUGCUCUCCGGCGGGAAGGAGGACCUCGUCGCGCUGGAGAGGCUGGAGGACAGCGUCAAGAGGCUUAAGAGCCCGAUUGCAUCCCUCGCCGCCCUCCCCAAGCCCCAGGCGGACUCUGCUCUAGCCCUGCUUUCCGACUGGCUCUUCGAUUCGGCCGGUGCAGUCUCCCCCUCAGCACUUGAUCAUCCAAAGUUCCAAUCUUUUCUCAACCAGGUCGGGCUUUCCUCGAUCUCCUCCCGCCAGCUCGUUUUCUCUCCCCUCGAAGCUCGAUACCACGAGGUCCUGUCGGAAUCUGAGGCCAGAAUCCGCGAUGCCGCAUUCUUCCAGCUUGCCUCUGACGGCUGGAAAUCGUCGGCAACGUCGUCGGAGAAUACAUUGGUGACCUUCGCCGUGAACCUCCCCAAUGGGACCACAUUGUUCCACCGUACGCUGCUCAUCAACGGGGGAGCCACUUCUGACUACGCCGAGGAGCUCCUUUGGGACGCUGUCUCCAAAAUUAGUAGCGAUCGCUCCGACCGAUGCGCUGGCAUCGUCGCCAACCGCUUCGGCACCAAGGCCCUUCGCAACCUCGAGGGCCGUGGCCAGAGGAUGGUGAACCUCUCCUGCCAACUCCAAGCAUUCAAUAGCCUGCUCGUAGACUUCACGCGGUAUCUUCCAACCUUUGCUCGAGCGUCGGCCAAUUGCUCGAAGCUUGGCCAUUUCUUCAACACCCAGUCUCGAGUUCGAAGAAUCUUCCACAAGUAUCAGCACGAAGAACACGGUCACACGCGCCUCCUUCGAAGCUGCUCGUCCGCCACCGGUAGCAGCAACAAACGCACCGACUUCCCAACCUACUUCGCCGUGUUGGAGGACGUCAUGGACUUUGCGCGCCCAAUCCAAAUGACCGUCCUCCACGAGGACUACAAGAUCUACUGCGCCGAGGAGCCAAUUGCCAAAGACAUGGCCGAACUGAUUCAGGACGGCAGAUUUUGGACCGAGCUGGAGGCGGUUCGCUCGCUGGUCAUCCUGGUACAAUCCAUAACUCAAGAAAUCGUGACAGAGCGACCAUUAAUCGGGCAAUGCUUACCUCUGUGGGACGAGCUGCGGUCCAAGGUCAGAGAAUGGCGCGCUAAGUUCAACUUCGACGGUUCUCUGGUCGAGAACUUAAUCGAGAAAAGGUUCCAGAAGAACUACUGCGCGGCUUGGUCCGCCGCGUUCGUGUUGGAUCCCCUGUUUCUAGUGAAGAAUACGAGCGGCAAGUACCUCCCGCAGUUCAACCGCCUGUCGCCAGAGCAGGAAAAGGACGUGGACCAGCUCAUCAAGCGGCUGGUGUCGCCGGAGGACGUCCACAUUGUGCUGAUGGAGCUAAUGAAGUGGAGGUCGGAAGGCUUGCAUCCGCUCUACGCGCAGGCUGUGCAGGUGAAGAACCACGACCCAUCGACAGGGAAGACGAGGAUCGCCAACCCGCAGAGCCGCCUCCUCGUCUGGGAAACCUGCCUCAACGAGUUCAAAUGCCUGCAGCAAGUAGCCAUGCGGCUCAUCUUCCUGCACGCCACUUCCGGCGGCCUCAAACGCAACUCCGCUUUGAUGCAGUGGAUGCGCACGCACGCGCAGUCCCCGGCUGCACAAAAGAUCGCUUUUCUCACGGCGCAGUCCAUGAUCGGAAGGAGAGCCUUCUCCAGCGAGGAGGAAAAGGAUGCAGCGCUCCUCAACAUGGCCGACGACGGCGACGACGUGGUCAGUGAGUUUGUGGAGGACCCAUCAUCGGCGUAA
Zingiber officinale is the source of this 2208-nucleotide messenger RNA. RefSeq lists its product as uncharacterized. The coding region runs from base 1 to 2208 and encodes 735 amino acids. The record is from RefSeq and is a predicted model, not a curated record. The transcript has a single exon. NCBI's taxonomy places the organism in Eukaryota, Viridiplantae, Streptophyta, Magnoliopsida, Zingiberales, Zingiberaceae.